Messenger RNA from Eutrema salsugineum, 1602 nucleotides. RefSeq names its product probable feruloyl esterase A. NCBI's taxonomy places the organism in Eukaryota, Viridiplantae, Streptophyta, Magnoliopsida, Brassicales, Brassicaceae. The transcript is spliced from 11 exons. The coding region runs from base 250 to 1323 and encodes 357 amino acids. Gene Ontology annotation, biological process: lipid metabolic process. The record is from RefSeq and is a predicted model, not a curated record.
GAAGAAGAUAGAGGAGAAUAUUCCUAAACGAUUUCUUCUUCCGCAAUUCGCAAUCGCAUAUUUUUCAACCAAUCGGGGAUUAUAUCCGAUCAUUGUCCUAGUCUCCUAGAAUUUUCCCCAUUUUUGCGUUCAUAAAGGAUUUGGUUCGCUUGCUUUGAUCCUCAGUUUUGUCUUUUUUUUUUUUCUGGACUUAAUUGGUAAAUCUCUUUGGGGGCCUUUGCUCUAAUCCUCCUUAGUUUGGGUUUCAAUAUGGGACAAAAGAGGUGCUUGUUCUUCCUGGCAAUUUUUGCUUGUCUUCUUUUCUUUUCCCGUGGAAGAGUUCUUAAUACGAGGAGCGAUGAUGGUCGACCUGUUUACAACCAUACGCUUGCCUUAACACUUGUGGAGUAUACUUCUGCGGUCUAUAUGUCGGACUUGACACAACUCUUCACUUGGACGUGCGAAAGAUGCAAUGGUUUGACAAAGGGUUUUCAAGUGAUUGAGAUAAUAGUUGACAUUGAGCACUGCCUACAGGGAUAUGUUGGGUGGGCUAAGGAUUUGAAUGCUAUCGUUAUUGCAUUUCGAGGAACUCAAGAACACAGCAUACAAAAUUGGGUCUCAGACUUGUUCUGGAAACAGCUCGAUCUAAAUUACCCUGAUAUGCCUGAUGCAAUGGUUCACCAUGGCUUCUACAGUGCUUAUCACAAUACUACUGUACGUCCUGCAAUUCUGGGUGCAGUAAAACGAGCUAAGAAAUCCUAUGGGGCGAACAUCAACAUCAUGGUGACUGGUCAUUCAAUGGGAGCAGCCAUGGCUGCUUUUUGUGGGCUCGACCUAGUUGUAAAUGAAGGAGAAGAAAACGUCCAAGUUAUGACAUUUGGGCAACCUCGUAUUGGGAAUGCCGCUUUUGCAUCAUAUUACAGUUUGCUAGUGCCUAAUACCUUCCGGAUCACGCAUGACCGAGAUAUAGUUCCUCAUCUGCCUCCUUACUUUUAUCUUUUCCCUCAAAAAACAUACCACCACUUCCCAACAGAGGUGUGGGUCAGAGAUUUCAGUGUUUUGAAACAUGUUCUUUUUGGUGUGGAGAAAGUUUGUGACAACACCGGUGAAGAUCCUACUUGCUGCAGAUCGGUAAUGGGAACUAGCAUAUCCGACCAUUUAAGUUACUUUGGGGUCGAGUUGAUGUGUGAGACUUGGAGACAAUGCAACAUAGUGAUGAGCCAUGAGAUGGAGAGUUACAGCAGGAAAGAUUCAAAGGGUAACAUAUUCCUGUCGCGGACAGUUCCUUCAACGGAGGUGAUUGAAACGAAAACUCUAUCCAAAAUCGGAAUCUCUAGUCUAUAGAAGCUGGUUGAUUCGAGUGUUGAACAAGAAUUGCUUGCUUAGAAGGGAGAGGUUGGGAGAUUCAGAUGUGGAGAAAGAAGAAGUGUUCUUUGAUUCUUUGUGGUCGUGAAAGAAACUGUACAUAUAAUAAUCAAGACUCUGUAAAUAGUCUCGUAGGUUGAUAGCAUGUUGUAAGAAAAAAAAACACCAGGUUAAAUCUUUAAAUCCAUAUCUUCACAUGGAUAUUGAAAUCAACUAUGUAAAUACGUGAAUGAAUAUCCAAUAUCUAUGGAUGAUGAA